Molecule: messenger RNA, 3121 nt
Organism: Actinia tenebrosa (Australian red waratah sea anemone)
Lineage: Eukaryota; Metazoa; Cnidaria; Anthozoa; Actiniaria; Actiniidae
Product: PDZ and LIM domain protein 7
Biological process (GO): actin cytoskeleton organization; muscle structure development
Cellular component (GO): adherens junction; filamentous actin; stress fiber
Molecular function (GO): actin binding; muscle alpha-actinin binding
Source: RefSeq, a predicted model, not a curated record
AUGAGCCCUCCUUGUCCGAGGGAAAUGUUUGAGUCCUCUUGAAGGGAAAUUUCGGCCAGACUUUUGGUUUUUAGGAAGCUGUUGUUUCGUUGAUGACAAUGGCGGACCAAGACAUUAAUAUACGGCUUGAAGGCGGUGGUCCUUGGGGCUUUAGGCUGACUGGAGGCAAAGAUUUUGGCUCUCCACUCACCGUUAGCAAGAUCACUCCUGGUGGAAAGGCUUCGUACAAUGGGUUGAGAGAAAAAGAUCAAAUAUUAUCCAUCAAUUAUGAAGAUACUAGGAAUAUGAUCCACAUUGAAGCACAAGAAGCCAUCAAACGAGCUGGUUCAACCCUGGAUUUGAGCGUUAGGCGAGGAGACAGUCCAAAAAUUGGCCGUGCUCCAUUAACGAAGACAGAGACUUUACACUCAGGAAARGUCGACCAUAAAUAUAAUGCUAUUCCAAAGCCAUUUGGGGCCACAUCUUAUCAACCCCCAAGACAAUCUCCAGCAUCACCUUCAGGAGCACAGCCUGCUCCUACUGUAAGAUCUGGACCACCCCAAACUGCUCCCAAGCCAUCUUCUCCCAUGGCUCCAGCAUAUUCUCAUUACACUGGUGGACCUCCACGCAAUACUGGUGGACCUCCUGGUCGAGAUUUUAUCGAUAAUGAUGCUGCUAUGAGAGCCAAGAAAAAAGAGAUUGAAGAGGAAAUGUUAUCUCAAAGGUUCAAGUUGUCAAUUUCAGACGAUGGUGAAGUAAACUAUGAUGAAGCCAGCCAAGUGCCCAACUGGGGUAACCCACCAGAUCCAAAUGUACAGUCUAAGAGUUUCAAGAUGCUACAAAGGCACUUGCAGCAACAUGAAGACRAUGACCUUCCACCACCCCCACCAGAAGCUUAUGAUGUUGAUCCAGAUGAGGGGAAAGUGCAAUCCAAGUCUUUCCAAAUGUUGAGGAGCGCUGUGGAUUCAGGAGAAACACCUCCAAGUGUCUUCAGUCGUGACCGUGGUGACCGUACUAAGCCUUCAACAACACCAAUGCCAUCUCGUCCAACUGUUCCUAUCGCCAGGUCGACUAAUGAACCAUCAUAUGCACCUCCUCCUAUGUCUCGACCUGGACAGACACCACCAGUAGCCUUACCAGGAAUGGCCAGACAAGAACCUUUGCCGCAAUCUUCCCCACCAAAGAUAAAGACCCAGCGUCCUCAGGCCCCCUCUGUGCACAAUCCCUCUCAUCCACCAUCAGCCCCACAACCGCCAAGGGCUCCAGCUUAUGGGGGAGGGCAGCACCAGGAAAUUAAAAGGCAGCCCAUCAAGCCACCUCAGCCAGCUGAUGGAUCUCGUACUCCAUACUGUGAUGCUUGUGGCCAGGAAAUCUUUGGGCCCUUUGUUAGCGCCAUUGGAAGGUCUUGGCAUCCAGAUCACUUCACUUGUGCUGGAUGUGGUGACUCCCUGCAGAACCAAGGGUUCAUUGAGGAGGGAGGCAAACUCUACUGUGAGAAAGACUACAACAAGCACUUUGCCCCUCAGUGCAAUUCUUGUAAGCAGCCUAUUAUUGGGCCAAAGAGCCUGCAUGCUUGCGUUUUCCCAAAAUCUACCCCACAGUCUUCGGUCCCAGUCCCAUCUUCUGAUAUGCUGAAAGCCAUAAGACAAGGCCAGCCAACAGCUAAAAUAYCAAGAAAACCUAAGAUUAACCCGUCAUUAGUCACACAUAAGAAGAGCUUGUCGGAAUCAAACAACUAUGGGAAAGUUCAUUAUCCAAUACAUGGUAUUGACUACAUGUCAAGAAGGGAUUCGAGUCAUUCCAGAUCACGGACCUCGUCUACUGGUUCGAGUGACAGCGGGAAUGUGUUUAGAAGUCGCAGUGAGAGUUCAAGUGAUCAAUGGGAGCCACUUGUGUCUCCAAGAGCUGUCAAGGAAUUCGAAAAGCUUCAUGCAGAAAUGACUUAUGCUGAGCCAGGAAGUGGUUCCAUGAAGGAUAAAGUAAAGCAAUUGAAAGAACAAGUACGAAGCGCCAUUCAACAAGAAAAAGAUGCUAAUGAAGCCAAAGAAGUCGCUGCUCAGCGAUACAAGAAAAGCAAGAUUUUGUCCAACGAAUUGAAAUGGCGCAUUCAAGACGCAGAAGACAAAUUACAAAGGCUUGAGACGAAACUAGAAAACACACGUGGRCGCCUCUACGAACGUAGUCGGGUUGUCCAGGAAUCUUUAGGCAACAAGARAAGAGCAGAACACGUAACAAAAGAAAACAUCCGAGAAAAAGAAAACAUCGAAUAUGAAAUGACAGAGGUGAAUGCCGCUCGAGAUUCUGCAUUGAAUCGACUUCGAGAAGUGUCGCGCAGACUCGCCGUAAAGCAAGCCGCUAUCCAAAAUGCUGAAGAUCACUUUAACGCCAUGAAUGCUCGUUCGAAAAUGCUUAGCGAUAUGAAAGAGAUGUACAAACUAAGGAUCAAUAAUAUUCAUAGCAGGUCAUCUCAGCUGUCAAUGAGAAACGAGAAGCAGGUCCAUCGUAUUCACAUUGUCGAAGAUUCCAUUGCCGAGUGUACGGAGCGCUUUAAACGAGCCGAAAAAAUGAUGUUGCCUUUAAAAAUCUACUUAAAUCAGCUCCAAGAUGCUGUCACAGAAGAGAAGUCUAAUACAAGACGCCUAUCGUAUGAAUUAGCUGCCUAUCAGCAACGUCUUCGUGCAGCUAGACACUAUACUGACUUUUGACGAUUCUACUCGAGAAUGAUGAUGACACUUGAACUAACUGAGGCCAGAGGUUGACAGUGAAAACAAGUUUUUCUGUGGCAUGGGUUGUGAGGUUGUGGAUUUUAAUCUUUAAUUUUAAACAUCGUCUGGUUCAAAAAGAUGGUGUCAUAGAAGCUGAGACCGACUGGUUUUUGGGGUAAACAGUUUGCAGUUCUCGAACAUCGAUUCAGUUUAUCAACUAAACAUUUUAUCACUCUUUUUACAUUUGUCUGUAUCCAAAAGUCUCCACUGAAUAGCCCGCUUCCGAAAUAUGUUUCGCUCGUCACGCACAAAGGUUUCAGUGCAAGCCUUGCUGCAUAGUACAGUUUUCGUAUGACUGUGAAAAGCUCAGUGCCGUAAGCGUGACGUGCCGUGACCGUGAUACUUUCUAGAAUUAUAAUUGGCUGAUUUUUUCACGC